UCGGUUAAAAAUAAAGCAUUUAAUAAGAUUUUUAAAAUACAGAGAUCUUUGUUAUUUUGCUAUUCUUUAAAUUAAAGAUAAAAUGGGUUUUCAAAAAAAUGUUUCACCUCCUGUAGCAGAAGUGGAACAAAAUUGGCCUCAAAUCACAACAAUCUUUAUAGGUGCACUUGCUGGACUGAGCAAUGGGCUACUAUUUUCGUGGCCUUCUCCCUUUCUGGUAAAAAUCGCACAAGAUAAAGUUAACUACAAUAUAUCCGAAGAAGAAGGUGCUUACUUCAGUAUAAUUCAACCGAUAUCAAUGAUGAUCGCUUGUCCAAUUUUUGCAAUAUUAGCAGAUCACUUCGGAAGGAAAGUUGCUUUAUUAUUGAUUGUCGUACCUCAGCUUUUCAGCUGGCUAUUGGCGGGUUUUGCAAAAAGUGUUUACGUCUUUUAUGCGGCUCGAUUUUUAUCUGGACUUUCCGACGGAUGUCUCUUCGUUACUUUACCAAUGUAUAUCGGGGAAGUGGCGAAUCCGACUGUAAGAGGUACUUGGGGAAAUUUGUUGCCUAUAUCAUAUUAUAUCGGAGAAUUUCUCAUUAAUGUGAUUGGAAGCAAAUUUGAUACGAGAGUAACAACUUAUAUUUGCCUGCCCUUACCUAUUUUAUACCUGAUUUUAUUUUCUUUAAUGCCGGAAUCGCCUUAUUACUACAUCAUGAAAGGAAAGGAAGAAGAAGCGAUUAAGUCUUUGAAGUUUUUAAAGAGAAUGAAGAAUGUUGAUAGCAUUUACAAGCAGUUAAAGUUCGAUGUAGAGAGGCAAUUAUCAGAACGUGGUACUUGGGUAGAUAUGAUCAAAAUUAAAAGUAACAGAAAGGGUUUGAUCGCUGGAAUGUUUUUGAGACUUUCGCAGCAAUUAUCUGGAUUUACCGUUUUCCUAACUUUUACCCAAUUGAUUUUCCAAAAAUCAGGAGGCAACGUCAGUCAUGAGGUUUCAUCUAUACUUUACUUAGGAAGUUCUUUAAUUUUAAAUCUGAUAGGAGUGUUUUUAAUUGUGCCAUUUUUUAAUAGAUUGACUUGCUUCGUCACAUCCAACAGUGCUUCUGGUGUAAUACUCUUUUUGAUGUCAGCCUACAUUUACAUCGAUGAUAAUACGAGUGUAGACCUAAGCAGUUUUAAGUGGAUGCCUUUAACCUUCAUGAUUUUAUACCAAGUAUUCACAAGUUUUGGUCUCUCGCUCAUACCGACUUUAAUGCUUAGCGAAUUAUAUUCGACAAGUAUUAAGUCUAAAGCUAUGGUGAUUUUAUCUAUCACUUUUGGAUUGGGAAUUUUCGUAGCCAGUACAAUAUUUUACCAAAUGAAUAUUCACUUGGGUUUCUACUCGCCAUUUUUAUUUUUCUCUGCAUGCUGCUGUGUAUCCGCGAUUCUGUCUUAUUACGUCAUUCCAGAAACGAGAGGAAAAACUCUCGAAGAAAUACAGCAAAUGUUGAAAAAGAAUUAACUUUUUAUAAUAUA
Phyllotreta striolata is the source of this 1488-nucleotide messenger RNA. The record is from the annotation of a GenBank genome assembly. Lineage: Eukaryota; Metazoa; Arthropoda; Insecta; Coleoptera; Chrysomelidae.